AUGCUUGCUUCUCUCUGUAGAAAAUGGACCAGACUGUCAACGGGAAACUUAAAACCGACCUGGAAACUGGUCAACGGAGACGCAAGUAGCACCAGCAGAAGAAGAACCGCGAGAGGAGUAAGCAGCGGAGCGGAAACGAUAGCCAAAGAGAGAGUCGACACCGUCGUGAUCGGCGCCGGAGUCGUUGGUUUAGCGGUGGCGCGUGAGCUCAGUCUCCGCGGCAGAGAAGUGCUGAUCCUCGACUCCGCCUCAACUUUCGGCACCGUAACGAGCUCCCGCAACAGCGAGGUCGUCCACGCCGGAAUCUAUUACCCACCAAACUCUCUCAAGGCCAAGUUCUGUGGGAGAGGAAGGGAAUUGCUGUAUAGGUAUUGCUCAGAGCAUGAAAUCCCUCACAAGAAGACUGGUAAGCUCGUCGUCGCCACUGGAUCCUCCGAGAUACCGAAACUGGAUCUGCUGAUGCAUCUCGGGACUCAAAAUGGAGUCUCGGGUCUAAGGAUGUUGGAAGGUUUCGAAGCGAUGAGAAUGGAGCCUGAGCUUCGAUGUGUGAAGGCGUUGCUAUCUCCUGAAUCUGGCAUUCUCGAUACACAUUCCUUCAUGCUCUCUCUAGUGGGAGAAGCAGAGAACGGUCACGCAACGUUCUCGUACAAUACAGUGGUUUUAAGCGGUCGUGUUGAAGAGAAGAAGAUGCAUUUGUUUGUUGCUGAAACGAGAUCGUUUGAUGAGGGAGAAGAGGCAGAGCUUGAGCUUAUCCCUGAUCUCGUUGUUAACGCUGCGGGGUUAGGUGCUCAAGCUAUAGCAAAGAGAUUCUGUGGGUUUGAUCAACGUUUUGUUCCUUCGUCUCACUAUGCUCGUGGAUGCUACUUCACGCUGUCAGGCACAAAGUCUCCUCCUUUCAACAAUCUUGUGUAUCCUAUACCUGAGGAAGGAGGUCUCGGUGUCCAUGUCACGUUAGAUUUGAAUGGACUUGUCAAGUUUGGUCCUGAUGUGGAGUGGAUUGAAUGCACAGAUGAUCAAUCAAGCUUCCUCAACAAGUUUGAUUAUCGUGUAAACCCGCAACGAGCGGAUAAAUUCUACCCGGAGAUCAGAAAGUACUAUCCGGGUCUCAAAGAUGGAUCAUUGGUACCCGGUUAUUCAGGCAUCCGUCCUAAGCUUUAUGGACCAAAGCAGCCUCAAGUAGAUUUUGUCAUACAGGGAGAGGAGACUCAUGGAGUCCCUGGUCUUGUUAAUCUCUUUGGCAUCGAGUCACCUGGGUUAACUUCAAGCUUGGCUAUUGCAGAACAUAUAGCAAACAAGUUCUUGAAAUGA
Microthlaspi erraticum is the source of this 1308-nucleotide messenger RNA. Lineage: Eukaryota; Viridiplantae; Streptophyta; Magnoliopsida; Brassicales; Brassicaceae. The record is from the annotation of a GenBank genome assembly.